This is a messenger RNA of Diachasmimorpha longicaudata, 11466 nucleotides long. RefSeq names its product mauve (gene mv). The transcript has 10 exons. The coding region runs from base 650 to 10948 and encodes 3432 amino acids. Gene Ontology annotation, molecular function: protein binding. NCBI's taxonomy places the organism in Eukaryota, Metazoa, Arthropoda, Insecta, Hymenoptera, Braconidae. The record is from RefSeq and is a predicted model, not a curated record.
GUUAUUGUGGUUUAAAUUUUCUUGUCUCUCGAGUGACUUCGAUUGUUUGCACGUGGUGCAUUGUUAUUAUCAGUGUUGUUGUCUCGGUUCUCUCGGAUUUUGAGCCUUGAGAGAAAUGUCAAUACGUCGAGAAUAAGAAAAAGUCUCGCAAAAAACAUAAGAAAAAAUUGAGCUGCCCCUGAAAAAUGCCCUCUUUCCCAUUUCUGAUGAAAAAUUUAUUGUUCACUGAUUGUUCACAAGAAUUUCUCAAUCACAGAUGCCUGACUCAACCUCCAUUCUCCCAACCUAAAUAAACAAUUUGAAUGAAAUGUUAAAAAAUGACGACAAUAAUGGCAGAGUCACACCUCAGCACUUGCCAAACACCUGCGAUUACCAGAAAACUUCGCAUUAUCUGUGUUUAUUAAAUCGUUAAUCACCAUCUGAAUGACUCAUGGACCCUUCUCUUCACCCCUCCCCCAGUGAAUUCGUCAGGUGACGUCCUCAGGUUUGUCUCCCCCAAAGACCUACCUCGUCCCCAUUUUCCCUAAUCAGUCGUGAGAGUUUCGCCAUCAGUGAAAGAUCCACCUCCAGCACGUGCAUUCACCCAACACCAUCACCAUCUCCAUCGACGAACAUCCCAGAAGUCAUUGGCAAAGAUUAUUAACAAUGUAUGUGGUGUCAACACCACUGGAAAAAUCGUGGCAGUGCGGCUGGACGACUGGAGAUAUCCCGGACAAUUGGUGGUCGUUCAUUGCCGGUGACAGUGGCGAGAAAGCAGGAGGAGGGGUGGACAACCUGGACAGAGGCCACCAGCGAUCAGGAGGUGCGUUAUGGAACUGAUGAGGAUGAUAAUGGGGUGUUCCUGAUGGACGAGAGGGAAGAGGCUGUUGCCUCUGAGCUGUCGUUUCUUGCGAUGACUCCGGUCGGCUCUGAUAGACUUCAAGUCGUCUGGGAUAAUUUCAUUCAUGCGGAGCCACAGAGUUACGAGAAAUCAUCGUGGUUCGACAUAUUCCUCGCAGAAUUGCUGGCUCAAGUGCACGAGGGAAGAGACAUCAAAGAGAUUCUAUCAUUCUGCUCCGUAGGUGGUGGUGGAGUGUCAACCCUGGUAGCCUGUGAGCUUCUCUCGGACGUUCACGAUCUCUGCGCAGCCCGGAACGAUGGAGGUGAAUUAAUUGAGCUCCACAAGUACCUGAUCCAGGGCCGUGGCUGGCGUUCCCUGUCAGUCCUCCACCUGCUAGGGGUGCGUGGCCUCUCAUGUGGUCGGGAGCUGGUGGCCCUUCUCGUGGCGCUCUACCCAGUUUCCUCCGAAUCGUCUGUUCAGCCACUGCCUCCCAACCCGUACAUUAAAUUCCACUGCAAUGAUGAUACUGUUGAUACGGUCCAGAUCAUUCCCCACACGACGAAGAAGAAGAAUCGCAGCCGAUCGAGUGCCACGAAUGAAGCUCAAGUUUCACGGAAACGCCUGCGACGGCACAGUGUUGGGGGAACGAGGGUAACGUCUCAGGUGGUGGGACACGAUGUGUCGAAAAGAGACAGCAGUGGAUCUGAGGUGCUCACAGAUGGAAUCGAUCAGGCGCGAUCUCUGACCUUGAAGAUCCGGUUGAAUCCGAUGGACUUUGAGUACUUCACGUCUGUCGUGAGAUCCGAUGAAGAAAAUCAAUGGGGAGGAGCUCUGUAUGAGCCACCACUUCGUCCAACGAGGAAAAUCCCCCAGGACUUCAUCGACGAUCGGAUAAAGUCAGUCCUGAAUACGAAAAUCAGUCACUUCGAGACCAGUCUUUUGAUAAUUCAACUCCUCCAAGGGCUCAGGGAUUAUGAGACUGUUCCUGCUGAACAGACACCUGCUGUUCAGGUCCUGAAGUUCGCCUUGGACACCCUCUGGUCCCUGCAGUUUGGCAUCGAUGGUCCCAAUCUCACUGGAACAGAAUGCGCGACCCUGAAAGCCGCAGCUGCGAGGCUGAUGCUGGGAGCUUUGGAACGAGUGCUCAGAGCUGAUGAACCCACAACAGCUGUCAUCCACAAUGGAUUACUUCCGAUGACCCUGCGACUCCUCGAGGAUGCCUGCAGCAAGCCAGUGGUCGCCAUGAGCCAGGAAGAGGGAUCUCUUCUUCAGGAAUUCAUAUUUGCAACGACUUACGGAAUUAUCACUUUUCUUUACUGUCUUCUGCAUCAGAGAGGAACUGCUGAAAAGCUGAAAGAUUUCCUGGAACUGUUUCAACUGUUCACCGAGAGUCAGGAUGGCAAAUUGGUGGAACGAACAGUUCUAGCAAUAGUCGAUUUACCGAGUAUCGAUCCUGACAAGUCAAUGACUCGUGCGAGAAAGGUCGUUGACAUGGUUGGCGCACUGAUAAGUGCCCUGAAACGUGUCAGACAAGAGCUCUGCCACAUGGGCCAGUGUCGAAGGUCAAGGCACAGGGGAUGUGAUAAUGUUAUUGAGUCUCAUCAUCAUUUUGAUAUCCUCGGUAGCCCGUAUUCACAGCCCAAAGUGACAGCACUGGGCCAGCAGAUGUGCUGUAUUUCAUCCCUCUUCAUGACAUUGACUGUUUUAACGAAAGACUCGAAGUCUUUUCCUGUUGAAUUUGAGGUGAGACUUUUAAAGGUGAUCACAGCUGCUGGGACCUGCUGUUGCUUUCCCCCGAAGGCUCUGCUGGCCAACGUCGUGGGCUUCCUCAAGAAGGGGAGCACACAGAUUUAUGGGGCCUGUACUGCUCUCCUGGAGCGGUGCUUGUUCAGGGAAUUGGGGGCCUAUCCUGAACAUGACACUUGCAACACCUGCGCCAAACCCCUCAACUACUCCUGGGAAUUUCUAGAGAUGUAUUCUGGCCUGCUGGAUCCAGCUGAUCCUAACCUAUGCUAUGCCAUCAUGGGUCAUCUUGUUAAGGUGACCCCCAGUGCUGGCUUUCAUGUUAGGCGUGAACUCCUGUUCCGGGUGUUCUAUCCAACGUUUCUCAACGCCAAGAAGAGCCUGGAGAAGUGUGGGGGCAAUGCCAGCACUGAGUUUAUCAUUCAGUCGUGUUUAUGUAUGAUCUCGAGUCUCGUUGUGAAUGGACCCAUGUGCGAGAGAUUUGGAGAGAUCAGGGGAUUAGAGGAAUCCCUGAAGCUACUGCCUAAUCCUUUGUUCACGAGAAAUGUUUAUGCUUUGUUGGAGGUGUCUGUGAUUAUGGAGAUAUGGCUGGCGAUUGAGGAGAACGAGGGGGUCAACGAGGGAAUUGCACUCAAAGCAUUGCUUGAUGCACUGGACAAGGAGAGCACUGAAUUGCUCGAGGUUUUUGAUAGCAUCAAGGAGCAGAGCAUCGAGGAAGUGCUUGAGGAGUCGGUUCAAUGUAACUUUGGGAAACUGAGGAAGGUUCAAGAGAGGGAAAGAUCGGGAGAACUGGGGGACAAGAGGACUUUGCUGAAGAGUCAACUGUCCAAGUCUUUGGAGGAUAUUGUUAGAGGGGGAUCACUGGAGGAAUUGCAGAAAGUUAGUCUCUUUCAGGCUAGUGCCGCCUGGAGAGCUGCUGCUGGCGUUGCUCUGUGCAGUCCAUGCUUUAGGAUUGAGUUGUCGAAGAGUCCAGUUGCUGAUAAAUCGCUGAGGCUUUUUAAAAUUCUCGCUGUUUGCAUCGCUACUGAUCGUAUAAAAGACGCCAGUAAAUCAACCCAUCGGCUCCUCGAGGCGUUAAUCACGUGCUGCUUGACAUCUCCGUUGUAUUAUGGAGUUGAUAUGACUUGUGGUUCAGGUGAUUCCGAUGUGAUAACAGAACUCGGUAAAGCGUUGAUGAACGCUGGAAUUAAACUGGGAAGAGGAAUAGCGAUGCUUGUGGAGGCACUUCUUCGAGUCUCGAUGUUAAAAUCAAGUCGAUGCCAAACAAUGCCACAACCAACAAGGCCCAGGCUGCCAACAAUGACCUUGGAGACGCUGCCGGACUGCGGAGGUGAGGACAGUAGUGCAGGGGAGUACGUAACCGCUGACGAUGGCUACGAGGCCGAUGUCGAGGUCCAGGGAAAGAGCCCGCAGAAUAGUUUGCCGAGGAGGAGUAAUUCUCUAGGGCCCGUGGUGGAACCCAGAGGACAUGCCAAUGCUCAUCCAGCACUUUGUUCCCUCGCUGUUGACCUACUGAUCCACUUCAGCGAACACGGUCUAGACGGCGAAAGAAGUACAAUAGUAAGCAGUGGUCUACGCAAAGUCGCAGUGAUAUGCAGAGAGAGUGCAUCGAGUUGUGCAGCACUCGCAGGAUCAGGAGUAAUAACAAAGCUCCUGACCGGCUUCUCAACAAUUCUCACGAGCAAAGACCCAGACCACCAGGACCUCCAGCACGCCGUCCUGGAAGUGUUCACACUCCUCGCAACACAAUCGAUAUCCCCAACUGAAUUAGCAUCCUACCUCUCCCUCUUCAAAAACGAAUCUCCCCCCCUCGUGCCGCUCCUGGAGCCUCUGUACCGUCUCGUGAUGGCCUCCAAGCCCCAGCCGAAUUUCAUCCUCUCAUUCCCUAUUAUCAGCGAGCCCAACAGCCCUAACAAAACCGAAAGGGAGAGCAUGAAGAAUACCGAAAAGGCUGAGAAUCUCGUUCACAACUUCAGAAAGAAACACAUAUCAGCAGAAAUCUGCAGUCCCUGGUCUGUCCACGCGAUGUGCCUCCCAGUGGGCCCAGAGCUGUCCUGGCCAGUCUGGUUGCACGGCUGCUCCGUCUCCAUGUGGUUGCGAGUCGAGAGAGGCGCCACAUCAUCAGGAAGAGGAGCGACAGUCUCGGUGUCUCCUCUUCUGGAUUCAGACAGUGAGAGUAUGUCCGAAUGGGGAGUUUUAACGGACAACUGGAGUCGUGAGGUCGUGGCAGGAUCAGCCUCACCUCCGGCUCCAGUAACAAUAAUCCAUCUGAUGUCAAUCGGGUUCGAGUCCCUCGUCCUGGAGUCCUGGCUGGACCUGAAGUCUGAUAAACUCAUCCUUCGUCUGACUCGUCCCGACGACAAGACCAAUCGCACCAUCUCCGAGGCGUCCAUUAAUGGGCUACUUCCCUCGGGAAGGUGGCACCAUUUUGCCCUUAACUUCAAGGACACUGUUCUGAAUAAAAAGAGUGCAGUGGUGGAAGUGACGAUCUGGGUCGAUGGCUAUCGCGAGGCCAGUGCACAACUUCCUUUCGAUGGGCUUCUGGUCCGCAAACCUGGUACCACUUGUGUACUGCUGGGGCAGAAUGGACCCACCAGCAGUGGCGCCUGGUAUCUGGGGAAUCUCAUGGUUUUCAGGUGUCCAGUAUUCACGAAGGAGAAGGCUCUGUAUCUCGCCAGUCUCGGUCCGAACUACACAAACUUGGCUGAAUGCGUUCUAAACUCAGUGAAACCUGAUUUCUCACCCCUGAUAGCAUCUGGGGCACUGAAUGGUGUCCGAGAGGUGAAGUUCGAGGGCGGAAAGUUCGAUACCAGUCGGAGAAAGUCAUAUGGAGGGACGUUUCUGAGACAUAUCGUGGAAACGAAGGUGUCGGAGUCGAAGAUCGAUUGGGACGCUGUCAUGGACGCGACGAAUUCCCACCUGAGUGACCUUCAGGACAAUAUUCUGAUAAGCUACGAAGCUCAGACUCCAAAUUUGCUGCAUCUGUAUCCGCAGGCGAUAGCAAAUCCUAACGCAGUCGUGAGGACACUGUUUCCAGGACAGCCGGGAUUCAGAGUUAUCUCCGCACCAGAGCACAGGGUCUCCCAGCAGCCACCGUUGUCAAUUCCACCGAUAACAUCCUCGAGGCUAGAGUGCCAACAGUACAGAGGAUUGAUUCCUGCUGCCAGUCUCAUCGGUGGAAUGCCAGUAUUUCUGUAUCUCUUCGCCAGAGUUGUCGAGUUGAACUCCUCCGAGGAGGAACAAGCCCUAGCGUUGUCGAUCGUCCUUCACCUGUCGAGAAGUGAUUCCGAAUUACUGAGUCAGUACAGGUCAGAGGGGGGCCCAUCACUGCUGCUGCGCGUCCUGGAGAGUCCCAGAUGCAACGCAGGAAGGCACAUUCUGAAAGCUGUCCUGGACGCAGCCUGUGACACCAGCAUUCUCAUCAAAGACGUCAGCAGCGGUAAUCACGUGAUUCUCCAAAACUGCGAGGCUGUUGUGACAGACGCUGAGUUGAUAAAAGUGUCGCUGAGUGCCUGGAGAACGUGGGCUAAAUCCGAUGCUCUGAAUCUAUUUCUCCAGGGAAUUUUGGUGCUUCUGCGGGAUCAACACUCCCAGAGGGAGUUCAAUGCUGCCCAGUUGAACAGAGUAGGCAUUGUGGAGACUAUUCUACUUCUCUGCAAGGAGCACUUCAUGUACGAAGACUGUUACGAACGAACGCUGAUGGAUCCGACGUGUGGUACAGCUGUUGUCGAGCUGAUUAGAGCACUCAUGGGAGCGCCUCCAGAAUUUUUCCAUCUUGUUGCAAUCACGGAUUAUCUUAUUCUAGUUCAUCAGGCGUCAGAGACUUACGUCACACACUCGCGUCAUAAUAUCUAUUUUCUUUUGUCACCGUUGGAUGACAAGAGGUCGUGCCUCAAAGUGAGAUUAUCCACGACAACAACAGCCACGACGAGUUCGUCGGAUGAGUCAGUGAAUACAUUGGAGGUGAGUAAAUUGAAUAAAGCACUGGCUAAUGUGCAGAUUCAACGAGACAGAGCUACGAGGAAGAGGGAGAGAAGGUACGGAACUUCCAAGGAGACCAGCGCUGGUGAAGAUUCAGGUAUCGCAGCGAGUGAUGGCUCACACCAUCAAGUGAGUGAUAAACACCUAUCCUGGAGUGAUGAGAAACGCAUGUGCCAGGGACUAGUCUGCGAGGGACUGCUUCUGCUUCUGAGAGACGCUGUUAGGGUCCUCCCUGACAGCCAAGUGGGAUCAGUCCUCAAGCACGUCCUUAGGGCGGAAAUACUCCUCGUGUUGGCUAAUAAUCCUGACACCAAGGUGCGAACUGCCCUCGUUAAGCUGGUGCAAGCGUAUCUGCAGAGAGCCAGUGACGAGGAAAUCAACAAAUUCAUCAAGCAGAAGUACUUCAUUCAUCUCGCCAAUCAGAUUGCUCUGUACCCAGCGUCUGAAUCACUUGCUGUGGCGCUGGAGAGCUUGGCCACUAGAGGACCAACCCAAGCUGCUAUGCCACCUCUCCUGGCGAUGCUGGCACGUGCUUCUGCCAGUGAUCCCAACAUAGCCAGACCCAUCGUCUCCUUCGUGACUGACAUGAUCUCCAAGAAUUCUAGUUCCCUGAAAUCUCUCCUGGAACAGGGCCUGACGGAGUCUUUAGCCAGAUCUCUUGUGGGAGGCGCCCACAAGGGUAAUGCAACUUCCCUAUUCAAUGAUAUUCAUAUUCUCCUGGUGGCCAUUGCUACGAAGCUCCUGGAAUCCCCUGGAAGCCAUCAUAUGCAGGCGAUAUCCGAUCUCCAUUUGAUUCUGAAUCACGUCGAGCUGAACGAGAGACACAAGUGCGGAGCUGAAUCGUCUUGUGUGACUGUCGUUCGUGAUGCACAGGUUGUUCUCUUCGAUGGAGAACUUGAUUUCCUGAUGGCCAAAGUCUCCAGUCAUUCGGGGUUCAGGCUUCGGAGUACUGCCUCAUACUUGGCAUCAGCUUCGUAUCUGACGUCUGUGCUGACGACAUCCAGUGAGCAAAGCGAUCACGAGUCCCGCUCGUCCAGUUAUGGGAGUCUUCAUGGGUCCAGCACGUCAGUAAGGGAGCCCGGGAGGGGAGAAAUCAACGAGAGGUUCAAGACCAUCAUCGUGAAGACUGUUGAGUUCCUCACGACAGCUGAUCAUGCGCCUUCUGGCAGUGAAUUACAACUGACUAAGAGGUUGUUCUCUAUGUUGCUGCAUGGAUUGUCGUCCAAUUCGUCUGACAGGAAGUACUGGGGCGGCUCGUGGGGUUCCAGACCGACCCUGAGAAAGAACACAGCCAGAGUGAUGGUUUGGUUAUUGGGGCCACAUCAGAGCAACAACACUAGGGUUUAUGCUGUCAGAUCGCUGAUGGAGGAGCCCAAGGGCCGGGAGAUUCUCUCGUCAUUGUUGGAGAUUCAUGCACAGGUGGAGCAGAAAUUCACGGUCUUCUUUUGGGAUCUGCUAGAGAAACGCGACGAAAUGCCCAGUGCUGAUGCUCGUGUCUGCGCUGAACUGAAGGAGGCACUCGGCAUUUGGGAUCUCGUGAAAGGAAUCGAACGAGCUACACCUGGACUCUGGGGAGAGGAGCUGACACUUCUUCGGCGAGAGUUGAUGAGGGACAGGGACAUUUGGGUGGAAAGUAAUCUAUCAGCGAUCCAGAGAAUUGGGAAUAAAUUUGAUAUCCUCGCGAAGCAGCUGACGGAGAGUGCGAUGACAAUCACGAGAACAGUUGUGGAGGAGCAGAAUCGAGAGAGGAAGACGUUGAUGGAGAAGCUCAAGCACUCGAGGGCGAUGGAGGCGCAAGCGAUGGCUCGGUGGAGGGAUCUGGCGAGGAGAUUGACACACGAGAGGGCUCCCUGGUACUUCUCGAAGUGUUAUCCUCAAAGUUGGGAGCUGGAUCCGACUGAGGGACCCGCCAGGAUCAGAAUAAGAAUGCAAAGAUGUCAUCUAAAAAUUGAUAAACGAUUCUUCACGAAUGAACAUCAGGAGAAACUCGACGCAGCUGAUGUUGAAUCUCCUCUGUCUUAUCUUUUCAACAACGUUCGUCAGGACGCCAAUGCCACUGCUCUGAUUGAACGUCUUCAUACUUCGGAGAGGAUCCGAAAAAUGUCGCAGGCGAGAGUCGUAACACCUCACGCGGAAUUACCGGGUGAAGCUCUUAUUGGCGAGUCGUGUCUGUAUUUUGUCCCAGACAAACCUGACAGCCCCCUCCACGGUGACAUUGCCCUGGGUGGACUGGACCUCGCGAUGGUUGGAGGGACUGCUUGGAGGCUGGAGGACAUCCGGGAGUUACACAGGAGGAGAUAUCAGCUUCAGGAACGAGCAAUUGAGAUAUUCCUAGUGACUGGCAGAACAUAUCUGCUGGCUUUCAACUCUUCCAAGGAGCGAGAGGACUUUGUCGUUGAAUUAUCGACGUGCAAUCUACCCAGAAGAGUCCCUGGGGAUGAUUUGGGAGAGGCCCUAGCCCUUUGGCGCAGCGGUGCUCUGACGAACUGGGAGUACGUUACAUGUUUGAAUAAAUUAGCUGGAAGAUCUUAUAACGAUCUGAUGCAGUAUCCGGUCUUUCCGUUUGUUCUGGCUGACUACACCAGCGACAGAAUUGACCUCAACAAUCCCAAGAUCUACCGGAAUUUCAAGCGCCCCAUGGCAGUUCAGGACAAGAAGAAUGAACAGCAUUACAUAUUGAAUUACAAUUACUUGAAACAGGCAUUCGCCGAGGACAAUAACUUGGUGGCUCUCAAUCAGGGACCCUUUCAUUACGGCUCGCACUACAGCAAUUCCGGAACCGUUCUUCACUUUCUCGUGCGUCUUCCACCCUUCACCAGCAUGUUCCUGUGCUACCAGGACAACAACUUCGACAUCCCAGAUCGCACCUUUCACGCAUUAGCCACCACCUGGAGAUUAACGAGCUGCGAUUCGACGACAGACGUCAAGGAACUGAUCCCGGAGUUCUUCUAUCUCCCAGAAUUUCUUCUGAACUCCGAGGGCUUCAAUUUUGGUGUACGACAGAAUGGCCAGCGAGUGGGGGACGUGGAGCUACCCCCGUGGUGUGGAGGAGAUGCUAGACUCUUCAUCCUGGCGCAUCGAGCUGCCCUCGAAGCUGAUAUUGUCAGGGAAGUCCUGCCCUAUUGGAUCGAUCUGGUGUUUGGGUUUCGACAAACAGGAAGACCAGCUAUAGAAGCCAUCAAUGUUUUUCACCCAGCGACCUAUUACGGAUUCAACGUCGAUCAGAUCGAGGAUCCGUCGCAGAGGGACGCCUGGGAGACUAUGGUCAAGACUUAUGGACAGACACCGGCGCAGUUGUUCAGGGCGUCCCAUCCCCUGCCCAUCCCAGGCGCCUUGAGCUCGAUUCCUGCUGGCAGUUUGCCACGAGUGAUCGAGGGAGUCGAUGGAAUCAAGUGGGGAAACUACGUAGGUGCGCCGGGUAAUGAGCCUGUCCUCUGCUGGAAAAACAAACAUCGAGCUGCAAUGGCUUCCUUGGUUCCCCUCUCCACUGGUGAGGUCUUUGGGCUUCCGGUCUGCACGACUCUUCUCCUGAGGUACACGAAGGAGAAGGGAACCAAUAUGCUGAGUGGUACAUCGGUCUUGGGAGCAGCACUGGCGUCCUGGAGUGGUAACGACGGCAUCGCCAGGCUCAAGUGCAAGAAGGAACAGCCACCGAGGCCCUUGAUCAAGAGCUCUGGGUAUGAUCCCAUCAGCAUUCUUGGAUCUGCUGCUGAUUGUGGACAACUGUGGAUUGGGCACCUUUCGGGAAGGAUCACUGUGCAUUCUUAUAAUGUCGAAGCCGCUGGGAAAAUUGAAUUUGGAGUAGGACCAGCAUCUGUUUUGUUGGCACAUAGGUGUCCUGUCAAAGUCAUUGCAUUGUCCAGGGCCUUCAGCAUCGCUGUCACUGGGGAUGAUGAGGGGGUUAUUGUCAUCUGGGAUUUGAACAGCUUAUCUUACGUGAGGUCAAUAGUCUGCGAAUGUACCCACACCAUCAGUCUUCUGUCAAUAAGUGAAACCCUCGGGGAUAUCGCUGUUACUUGUGACUUGAAGCAGAGCAACGAGACUGGGGAGAAUCGCUCUGAACUGCGAGUUUAUACAAUCAAUUCUAGAGCUGUUGGAUCUGUACUGUCCAGGAGGAGGAUAACUGCCCUGUGCUACAGCAAUGCUCCUGAGGGAACCUCCGUCAAUGUCAUUGCUACUGGGCUGGAUAACGGAGUGAUAAGACUUUGGAGCAGUUGGGACUUGAGAUUAGUCCGGGAAAUCAUAAACGGUGGAAAGGGUUGUGGAGCGAUAAUAGCCCUAGCCUGGGCCCUGGAUCAGCAUCACCUCUACGCAGCAACUGAAGACUCAACUGUAUUAAUUUGGGAAGGAAUGAGACGUCUCAGCAAUGAUACACCAAAAUUCCGGAAUCUCACGUCACUCUGAUACGAUAACUGGGGCACACAGCAGGAGUCAAAAUAUCGUGAUAUAUCUGAAUGUAUAAUGAUACGUUAUUUUAUCAUUACCGAUCUUUCCAGAAUUUUACAGACCAACUGAUCAAUCACAUUCAACUCUCCACAUAUUUUUAAAAGUGACUCGAUCACGUACUGAUUAAUUAUUAAUAUUCAUAUCCGAAUUAAACGCCAAAGUGCCAUUUCCAAUUGUUGAUUAUUUUAAAUGGUUAAUCCGCGUGAGGAACGUGAAAGGAAAAUUCAAUCAGAUAUUUUUAAACUGUGAACAAAGAUUUCAUGUACAAUAGUAUUAUUUUAUAAUGAUUUACUAUUCGUCAAUACUCGUGAUGCUUCUAGUGAUAGAUUUAAUACUCUGAUUAUAUUUUUAUACUGUACGAUAUGUCCAUAUGUAACAAUUGUAACUAUUGAACCAGUUUUAUUAUUACUGCUGAUGAAAUAUUUAUCAAUACGAUUCCAAUAAAUGAAUAAAUUGUUUUUUAAUUCGAUAAAAAA